AUGGAUUCGUCAUCAUCAUCAUCAUCAGUAAACAUAGAUGAUAUGGAUGACUUAUUGGAUAUUAAUUUGAUUAUUCACAUCAAAUCUUUGAUUUCAUUGCUGAAACAAACUUUAUGUUCUGAAUGUAAUCAUUUAUGGGAUGGUUCAUCACCACAAGUCCAAGAUGGUAGACGUCAAGAAAUCAAUGCUCGACUAGAACUUGGUGCUACACUAUGUGGCUUAGGUUAUAAUGGGAUAAUAAAAUUAUUAGGUACAUUGAAUCUACCACCACCAACACAACAACGAAAAUAUAGUGAAACACAAGAAUUUAUUUUAAAUUAUGUUGAAAAGUGUCAAGAACAAUCAAUGAUCGCUGUUGUUGAAGAAGCAAUUGCUGAAACUGGUAGUGCACGAGAGCUAACACUUAGUGGAGAUGGUGCAUGGCUUACACGUGGUCAUACAAGUGUACACGGCGUUCAGCUAUGUAUUCCACAACAAAGCAUCCAAAAAUUUUAG
Rotaria sordida is the source of this 495-nucleotide messenger RNA. NCBI's taxonomy places the organism in Eukaryota, Metazoa, Rotifera, Eurotatoria, Philodinida, Philodinidae. The record is from the annotation of a GenBank genome assembly.